CACGCCCAGGUAAACCAAACGCCCCACGUAGGAGCACACGAUGGUUGAGACGAAGAAGGAAAAUCAAGGGACGAGGAAAGCAGGGGAGGCAGCAAAAGAUAGUGAACACCGAACUCGCUCCCCAGCAACACGAGGCAGCUACACCUCAGACAUGCAGCCAAGAAACACGAAUGGUGGCGGCAAUGGCUGCCUUGAUGCACAGGAGAUGGACGAGCAGCGACAGAAGAAUGUGUCAUACCAGUACCUGUGUCACCUGGAGGAGGCCAAGAAGUGGAUGGAGGCAUGCAUUGAGGAGGAGCUCCCUGAGGCUGGAGAGCUCGAGGAACAGCUACGGCAUGGUGUUUACCUGGCCAAGUUAGCGCACUUCUUCGCCCCCACCAUCGUGCCACUGCGGAAGAUAUACGACGCUGACCUGUCACGCUUCAGGGCCAGUGGGCUGACCUUCCGGCAUACAGACAACAUCAACCACUUUCUCAAGGGUCUGGAGAAGAUCAAACUGCCAAGUAUUUUCUACCCAGAGACCACAGAUGUGUAUGACCGCAAGAACAUGCCUCGUGUGGUGUUCUGCCUCCACGCCCUCAGCCUCUACCUCUUCCGCCUGGGCAUCGCACCGCAGAUUCAGAACCUCUACGGAAAAGUCAUGUUCUCAGAGGAGGUGAUGGAGGCCAUGAUGAAAGAGCUGGGCAAGUAUGGGUGCCAGCUGCCUCAGUUUGGCAAGAUUGGGGGCAUCUUGGCUUCUGAGCUUCCAGUAGAUGAGGCAGCACUCCAUGCUGUGGUGAUUGCCGUGAACGAGGCUGUGGAAAAGAGGGACUGUUCAGAGCUGCUGGGGACCCUUGGUAACCCUAUGUGCCAUUUGAAUAAUGUAUGCGAAGCCAAUGCAGAAGUCUACUUGGUGUGCCUUGCAGAUGCCAAGGCUAGGAAGAAGGAGAUGGCCAUCAACAAGAGUCGUGACCAGGACUACAUUCCUGAUGCCUAUGAUGAGCUGCUGACCCAAGCUGAAAUACAAGGCCACAUUAACCUUGUCAACGUGUUGUGUGCGCUGGAGAAGGUGGAGGAUGCUGUGCGGGAGAAUGACAGUCGGGGGUUGCUGCAGGCUCUCCACUCCCCAACCCUUGCUCUUAAGGAGGUGAACGACAGUCUGGCAGAGAACUAUUUAAAGGCACUGGCGCAGGAACUGGAGGAGCCUUCCACCGUGCAGAGCCUUAACCACAGCCACAACUACAGCCUGGACGCCACCAUGCUGCGAGACACCUCCCUCACCAAGGCCUCGCUCCAGUCCGUCAUCAUCACCGUCAAGAGGGAAGCCGCUGCCACCGAACAAAAGGUGAGGGAGGGCAUCGCAGCUGUGAACAGAGGCCUGAGCCAAGGGUCACCAGGAGACACUCUGCAGGCCCUGAGGUCUCUCGGCGGCAACAUCUCCUCACUUCUCGACUUUGCUGCACCGCUCUACCAUGAAGAAAUGGGUGCCAUCCGUGAGGAUGCUGGGGCUGACCUUAGCCUUGAGGAGAUUCAGGGUGGGGUGCGUCUGCUGUCAGCCGUGGCGAGGGCAAAUGCAGCACUCAGCACCCGCAGCCCUGCUGAACUCUGGCUUUACCUCUCAGAUCCCCACAUGUAUCUUGAGGGUCUUGAAGAAACAAAUCUCCGGGAGUACUUCAGGGUCAUGAAUCGAGCCCAGCAGGCCAAGAUAUCUUCUGGUGACCCCUGCCCCUUCCUUACUUACCUUGAGCUGCAGCAGCUGGUUGAUGAGGUGAACCUGAAGGUACAGGAGGACAAUGACAAGAUUGGUGCCAUCACAGCCAUCAACAAAGCAGUGAGUAGUGGUGAGCCAGAAAACACCCUAACCGCCCUCCAACACUCGGCCCUCCAACUGGGAUCCUCUGUGUCUCGCAAGGAUGCACUCCACCACCAUCAGCUUCUCAAGUUGCUGAGAAGUGCGAAGAGUGAGAUGAUGGGUAGCAGUGCUUCAGAGCUGUGGCUGGAGGACAUAGUGGAGGUGGUGGAGGCAGUGGAGAGGCAUGCAGAGGAGGCAGGUCGGGUGGCAGGGCUGCUGGCUGCCCUCAAUCAGGCCCUCAACACUGCUAAUGACUCUAAUGCUGUUGCCAUCCUGAGGUCACAUGAUCUGGGUUACCUCCGCAUUAAGGGUAAUGCUGUUCCCAGUAUCCUAGACACCCUCAAGCAAGUGUAUCAAGAGAAGUCUGCCAGCAAGAACCAGAGCAGUUGGGUUAUUCACACGCUGAAUGAUGGAUCAAAGGUGCACCUUGACUUGAAGCAAGGGGACUACCAGUGGGAGCAGCCGGAGGAGGUAGUGAGUCCCCAGAAGAGCUGCUACGUGACCCUGAGUGACCUGGAGGGGGCAGUGUCCAGGGUGGUGCAGCAGGAGGCUCACAGCAGACAGAUGGAUCAGCUGGUAGUGAGGCUGCAGGCCAGGGCGCGGGGGUGGCUCAUCAGACGCAUGCUACACAGAAGGCAGGAGGCUGCGUUGACUAUACAAACCUGGUGGAGGAUGGCUCGAGCUCGUCGCACAUACACCCUCUACUGCCAGGCACUGAGGCUGAGUGAGCCCUAUGUGAUCAGGCUGCAGAGGGCGGUGCGGGCCUGGCUGCACCGCAGGAGGCUGAGACGCCUCCAGACGUACUUUACGCAGCAUGUGAAUCAAGUGGUUGCCAUCCAGCGUGCCUGGAGGGCCCACAAGGCACGGCAGGUUCUCCACUCCAUAACCCACCAGGAGAACCCACCCAUGCCAGUCAUCCGCAAGUUUAUUCACCUCCUUGAUGUCUCAGAAAGUGACCUGGAUGAGGAGUUUCGGCUGCAGCGUGUGAAGAGUGACAUAGUGAAGACAAUCCGCCACACACACCAGCUGGAGAAGGACGUGGAUGAUCUGGACGUUAAGAUUGGUCUGCUCGUGCACAACCGGAUCACCCUGCAGGAUGUCAUUCCAGCAGACAAAGAAAACAUGAACCCAAAUAUUCCAGACUCCAAGCCAAAGAAAAACAAAAAGAAUUCAAGAGACACUCUAAAACAUGGCUCUGUCAGGUCUCAGAGAGGACUGAAGGCACUUAACAAGGAAUCAAGAGAGAAGCUUCUUGGCUACCAGCACCUCUUCUACCUGCUGCAGACGCGGCCGCACUACCUGGCCACCCUCAUCUUUGCCAUCCCACCCGGAAAGACCACCAAGUUCAUUGAGAACGUCAUUUUUACACUCUACAAUUAUGGUGCCAAUGACAGAGACAAUUUUCUGCUCCUGAAGCUGCUCAAGACUGCUCUGGAGGAGGAGAUCAGGUGCAAGGUGCUGCGUCUGAGUGACAUAGUGUCAGGCAACCCUCUGGUGGUGAAGAUGAUCGUGUCCUUCAACAGGCGGGGUGCUGGCCAGGCCUCCCUCAGGGACAUGCUGGGUCCCCUCAUACACAAGGUGCUGACCAACAAUAGUAUGCUGACUAACACUAAUCCAGUUGAGAUUUACAAGACUUGGGUCAACCAGCUGGAGAUGAACUCAGGACAGGCCAGUGGUCUGCCCUAUUCAGUCAGCCAGGAGCAGGCCUUGCAGUACCCUGAGGUACAAAAAAGGCUGGCCCAGGCCAUCACCACCCUGAAGGAGGUUACCCAGGCCUUCUGUGACCAGAUCACUUCCAGCAGAGACAUGAUCCCUUAUGCUAUGUUGUACAUGGCCCGGGUGAUGCAAAAUGCUCUACAAAGGCGGUUCCCACACAUCCCUGAGAAGGAGAUACUUAAGGUGGUGGGGAACCUGGUCUAUUACCGAUACAUCAACUCGGCCAUUGUGGCACCUGAUGCCUUUGACAUUGUGACUGUUGCUCCAGACCAGAAGCUGAACAACAACCAGCGACGCAACCUGGCCAGCAUUGCCAAGAUCCUCCAAUUUGCUGCCUCCAAGAAGGGCUUUGGGGACGAGGCAUCACACCUCAAGUGCCUCAAUCCCUUCAUUGUGGAGUGCCAUGAGAAGUUCAAGAGCUUCUUCCGGCAGUGCUGUGAGGUGGAUGAGCCUGAGGUGGUGUACAAUGUGACACAGUACUCUGAGGCAACACUCAUUGUCAAGCCCACCAUCUACAUCACAGUCCAGGAAAUAUGUGAAACACACCAAUUGCUUCUGGACCACAAGGAGAUUCUGGCGCCAGACCAAGGUGACCCCCUUCACGACGUCUUGGCUGAGCUCGGGGAGCGGCCCUCAGUGCAUGCCCUCGUUGGGGAGGCCAUGGAGUCCGGCACUGCAACUCUGGGUCGCAUGGAGCUCUGUCUAGCACUCACCAACAAGUUUGACAUGACCACGACCACAGAGGACAAGGAACCCAAAGAUGGCAACAAGCUCUUUAACAGAACCAAGCAGCUGUUGGUGGAUGUGAUCCGCUGUGUUGAUGGGAAUGCCAUCGGGGAGCUGGUAGUCAGCCCAACGCGAGGCCCUGAUGAGGAAAAGUAUCGCGCCAUCAUGCUGAUACGAGCGCAGCAGGAACACCAGGCCAAGCUCAACCACGCAGCACUCAACCGCUCUCCAUCCUUCCUUUCUGAGACCAGGGUGAGUCUGCAUGAGGUGAAGACACGCCUGAGCCACAAUCUGCGGCGCCUGGAGAACCAAGGCCUGGCCUCCCGCACCACCAACUACCAAAGCCUCCUGAACGCCAUCGCAGCAGACAUAGUGAACCAGCGGCAGCACAGGAUAUCCAGGAGAAUGGAGUUACAAAGACUUCUUGGGACUGCCAAACAGCUGGAGAACAAGAAAGCAUUCUAUAAGGAGCAACUACAGUCCUAUCAGACCUACCUCAAGACCUGCCUUUCAAACAUUGCUGCUAGAAACAAAAAUGUGCACCAGAGCCUGAAUGGAAACAAAGGACGCAACAAGCAGGCCCUGAAGUACACUGCUGCUAGACUCAUGGAGAAGGGUGUCCUGCUGGAGGUGGAGGAUUUGCCUGAUUGCCAGCAGAAGAACCUCCUGUUUGAGAUCACCCCUCUGGCCACCACAGGCGUGUUCCACAUCCAGGCCAAGCUGAUGGGUGUCACUAUGGAGAAUGUGGAGAUUGAUAUUCAGGAACUUCUUCAGCUGCAGUAUGAGGGUAUGAGUGUCAAGAAGAUGUUCUCCAAGGUGAAGGUGAAUGUUAACUUGCUACUGCAUCUCCUCAACACCAAGUUCUACUCCAAGAAGAAGUAAGGCCAGUCUGCUGACCAGACACCUGCAGCCUGGUAGAUUUCUUUCCUUCAAGGAGUACAAAGGGUUUUGCUUUCUGUGUCCUACUUUUAUAGUCAUUGUUACCACAUGUGUCUUCCUAUAUUCCUGUUUUCUUCAGCAUCAGGUAGUCAUUUUAUUUGAAUGCAUUUCUUGGCUUUAUUUUCUGUGUAUGUAUGUGUUUGUUUGUAUGUGUUUAUAUUCUAUCCAUAUAAUUUUCCAUAUAUAUACGUGUCCAUUUUAAACAUAUCAUUUGAUAUAUAACCUAUUUUUACAUGUUGCAAAGAUAUUACAAUAACAGGAACUUUGUUGCCUGUCUUUGGAAGUAUAAAACUGUAGUCACAUUUGACAAGAAUAUGUUUACAGUAUUUUUAGUUUCAUCAUCUAUAUGCUUAUCACAUACUUUCACAUCAUUUUCAUAGCAUAGUUUUUUUUUUAUUGUUUUUUUUUUUUUGUCCCGCGAGAUUUACAAGUUCAAAUGUGUGGGUGGAUGGAUAUUCACUAUAAUUAUUACAUAAGCAUGCUAAGCUACACUCAUAUAUACAGUGGUGCUAUUAAUUUUAGGAUAAAGAGAGGAUUGAACAGCUCUCAGGCUGGAGAGUUGAGUGUGGCUUAUAUGAACGCAGGAACAUUCUAUCGUGCCAUAGGUCUAAGGAAGGGAAAUAGGAAAGGAUGAAGUUCAUAAUCAAUUGCUUGUUUUAAGGUUAGAGUAUUUCAUCUUAGAGCAGUAGAUGCAGUGGAGAUCUUCCCUCUCAUUUUCCCUGGCUAACCAUUACUUCCGAGGGCUCAGAUGGAUCUCCUGGGACCUUUUAGUGAUCUGUGCAUAAUCAGUAGUUAAUGGCUUCAUAUUUUCUAGCCUAGGUUAAGAAGGGACUGCAUUUUAUAACAUUAAUUGUUGUCUUUUGUUUAUUUUUACUCCCUAGUACCCCUGUGUAAUAUCUCAGGCUCCUUUAACUGUCAUGCUGAUUUUCUCUCAGGUGAAACAGGAGUGUGAGUUGACUCAGUCCUGUAAGGGUCACCAGUGAUUGAUGGUGAGAUAGGACAGCAAAAAAAAAGUGCUUUGAUCCAAUUUGCCUUUUUGCAUAAGUUUACACUGCUGUGAUAGACAAUUUCAGUAUUGUUUGUUAAACAGAUGCAACAAAUUGACAUGACUACUAUUUUCCAUUCCUGCCACCAUGACAAGCUCAGAUGUUUAGGAGGAAUAAGCGCUAUAUAGUAUAUACCCACUUCCCCUCCCCCUCCCCUCGGUAUGAUUUGUCUUUCACUUAGAGGCAGUGUUUCUUCUCAUCACACAACAGUUCCCUUUCAUUGUUCUAGUUACUGUAAGAUAUCUUGCAGAGCAGCAUAAACUGUACCUCAGCUGGUAUUUUUCUGUGAGGUACUCUUUCGUUCUAUCUCUUAAUUAGUUAUUUGCUGGAAAUCUUAACAUCUUCACUAUGAAUCUUGGAAGGGAAGCUCUGUUGUUGAGGUUCAGUCCCUGCAAGCUGAGUGUAAAGUGAACGUUUUCUUAGUAUCCUCCUGUAUGGUUCAGUUCUUUACAUGAUGAAUAACUAUUUUAUUGUAGUUUGUACCUCAAGGGUUCCUAAGAAUUUGCAUGAUUUAUUUUAGCUCCUAGUUAUCCAUUAUUUUACAUUCCUCACCAUUAUGCAAUAAUAAGAGACAGAAAUAUUUACCAUAUAUUACCAAUGUAAUUUUUAAGUAAUGUACAGUAAGAAAAUUCAUAUGAACAAGA
Molecule: messenger RNA, 6902 nt
Organism: Eriocheir sinensis (Chinese mitten crab)
Lineage: Eukaryota; Metazoa; Arthropoda; Malacostraca; Decapoda; Varunidae
Product: ras GTPase-activating-like protein IQGAP1
Exons: 35
Coding region: 41-5155 (1704 amino acids)
Biological process (GO): regulation of GTPase activity; regulation of actin cytoskeleton organization
Cellular component (GO): cytoplasm
Molecular function (GO): calmodulin binding; actin filament binding; GTPase activator activity
Source: RefSeq, a predicted model, not a curated record